ACGCGGGGCUCGUCGACACCGGCACCAAGUUCUUCCGGGAGAUGAGCUCCAGGUUUGGAGUGAUCCCCCGGAUCGAGCACUACCACUGUGUGAUCGACCUCCUGGGCCGCGCGAACCGACUGGACGAGGCGCUGGAUCUCAUUCGCGGCAUGCCUUUCGAGCCGAGGUCCGUGACUUGGAAAACGCUGCUGGCGGCGUGUGAGAAGUGGGAGAACGUGGAUUUGGCGAGGCUCGCGUUUGGUUCGUCUCUGGGAGAAUCGGAGAAUGGUGGCGGGCUUGAAAUGGAGAAAGGCUGCGGGAAUUACGUGCUCAUGUCAAAUAUCUGUAGAAGCGGCUAGAUGAGCGAAGAAAAAAAUGCUCUUCUACAAAGAAGAGGUCCUUUUCGAGCCGAAAACGGACAGGAAUGAUGACGUGGGGUUGUAGAUAAGGCUAUGACGAAAGGGAAUUCGGGGGGAAAACACUUAUGACAUGAGGGAAAGUUUGACUUGCUGGUAGCGUCUAUCGGUCUUGUGUCGCGACUAAGUCUCUCGCUGACGCUUUCAAACAUCUCUCUUUAGCAAUUUCAUUGCGAUACGACAAUCUCUUUAGCAAUUCCAUUGCGAUACGACAAUGAGCUUGACGAGACGAUAAAAAAGAGAGCUUGCAAAACCACCUGGAAGUCAAGAGAGAAAAGCUAGAGAAGAGAAAUCUCUUGCCAUGGCGGUGAAGUUCUUGGUGCUUGUAAUCGCUAGUGUUCUUGGCUUGUCCGGAGUUCUUGGAGCCGAUCCCGAUCCACUCCAGGAUUUCUGCGUUGCUGUCAAGGACAACAAGAUCAACAUCUCACCACCAAAGUCGAAGAAAGACGAUGAUAAGUAUGAUCACGAUAAGGAUCAGGAAUCUCCAUACAAGGUCGAGAUGUCUACCACGAAUUCCUCUGAUAUCUCGGUGGUGGUCAACGUGAAUGGAGCGAUCUGCAAGAACCCAGCCAUGGUCACGGGCGACGACUUCCUCUUCAAGAACCUGGUGAAUCUGGGCGAUGCAAACAACAUGGUCGGAUCGAUCGUCACCGCCGCCAACAUCGGUAUGUUCUUGGGCCUCAACACCCUCGGGAUCUCCUUCGCACGCAUCGACUUCAAGAAGGGUGGCGUGAAUCCCCCACACACUCACCCGCGCGCCACCGAGAUCCUGCUCGUCAUCGACGGCUCGCUCAAGGUGGGAUUCGUCGCCACAAACAACAAGCUCUUCACUGCGACCGUAAACAAGAACGAGAUCUUCGUCUUCCCCCGCGGCCUCGUCCACUUCCAGGAGAACGUCGGCUACGGCACCGCGCUCGCAUUCGCAGCGCUGAGCAGCCAGAACCCAGGCACCCAGCAGAUCGCCCCGUCGCUCUUCGGUGCCGAUCCGCCCAUCUCCGACUCGGUCCUCGCCAAAGCCUUCGGCCUCAAGCCCGAGGCGGUGGACGCGCUCCAGGUGACGUUCUCCAAGGACAAGGAAUCGUCAUGGUCCACCGAGAAGUAGAAGAGCCCUAAUUUUCAAAUACCGGAGAUUAUUCCCGUAUAUACCUGCCAUAAGCGUCAGAGAUUAUUCCAGAAUAUGCUCCUCUUUCUUUUUCCAAGGGAUA
Messenger RNA from Selaginella moellendorffii, 1600 nucleotides. RefSeq names its product germin-like protein 1-1. The record is from RefSeq and is a predicted model, not a curated record. The transcript is spliced from 2 exons. Bases 697 to 1497 code for a protein of 266 amino acids. Gene Ontology annotation, molecular function: manganese ion binding. Gene Ontology annotation, cellular component: cell wall. NCBI's taxonomy places the organism in Eukaryota, Viridiplantae, Streptophyta, Lycopodiopsida, Selaginellales, Selaginellaceae.